Cynoglossus semilaevis (tongue sole) is the source of this 427-nucleotide messenger RNA. Its product is annotated as protein S100-P. Gene Ontology annotation, molecular function: transition metal ion binding; calcium ion binding; calcium-dependent protein binding. Lineage: Eukaryota; Metazoa; Chordata; Actinopteri; Pleuronectiformes; Cynoglossidae. The coding region runs from base 77 to 343 and encodes 88 amino acids. The record is from RefSeq and is a predicted model, not a curated record. Gene Ontology annotation, cellular component: cytoplasm; extracellular exosome. Gene Ontology annotation, biological process: endothelial cell migration. The transcript has 2 exons.
CUUUCGCUGACAUCUAUUGCCCUUUAAACGGCUAGCAUCCUCUUGUUUGUCAAAGAGCUUUACAGCAGCAGCAGUCAUGAGCCUCUCGACAGCUAUGGCCUCGCUGAUGGCCACCUUUGACAGGUACGCAGCUGUCGAAGGAAAAAAAGACACCCUGACCAAACUUGAGCUGAAGAACCUGGUGGAAAACGAGAUGCCCUGUCUCAUUCAGAAAGCAAAGAACAGUGAUGGCCUGGAGAAGCUGAUGAAGGACCUGGACCGCAACAAAGACUCUGAAGUCACCAUCGAAGAAUUCCUCACGUUCGUCUGCUCUCUGACCUGUGUAUGUUACAAAUAUAAAUGAGUUAGCUGCACUUGUGGGUGGAAUCCAAAGGCACAAUGCCAUCAUUUUAGUUGCUGAAUAAAAAGAGUCUGUAACUCUCAAUAU